AUGAAUAAAUCCAAGCCCGAACUCAGGACUUUUGAGCAAACCUUGGAGUUGGAUCACUGGUUUGGCCCACCUAUCACCGAGUCUCAGAAUACACUUGCGAAUUCAGCAAGUCAUCAUAACAUUCCCUCAGGCCACGGCAGAUAUCCUCCGGAGGAUCGAAAGCCGCAAACAUCAGCGACUGUUCCAGUUACUGCCGGCAAUGUGAAUCACGCCAGACCUCUGCAGAGCAGCACCGCCGGUCCGGUGAGGAACAGAGCCGUUCCGCCGAGCCCUUUCUCGCCUUAUGAGCGCAACCCCUCCUCUCGGCUGGCUCACCAAGCUUCAUCGGCCCACCAAACCGACUCACCCGGGAUGGGCAUGUCCUGGUUAUUCGGUACGGAUCUCGGUGAACCGAAUCUGUCCGCCGACUCCGUCAGCAGGGACCGCAGACUGAGGGAAAUUCAAAGAGGGCUCGGAAUCAGCGAUGAGGUCUAUGCUCAAGCAGAGAGGUUGUUUGAUAUCCCCCAAGCCGAUCGAUGGCCAACUUUGAUGCUCCUCUUACACAAUUCGCAUCAGCCGACUGAGCCGAUCGAACCGGCCUCCGUUUCUCCCGAGCCGGCGAGGCCGGUGGAACGGCCACAGGCAUAUCGAGAAAUCAUCGACGCCCAAUCGCAAGCCUUCCUCGCAACCUUACCCGGCGACACAUGGGUUCCUGAUCUCAUGAAGCUUGUCCGCGAACUCCUGCAGAGCGAAAAGACCAUGUUCGCUGAUGUAAUCCUCAAGGGUACGCAUCCGAUCUCCCCGGGCCAAUUCAGGCCGAUGCCAACACUCGACCAGUUGGUAAUCUAUGUUUUUCGGAGGAUGGAUUACACGAUGGAGCACCAGUCCGAUGAGUACAUCAAGAGCCUCCCCGAGGUUAACCACCAGUUCGAAGUUCGAAUCGCUUACCUCAGAUUCCAACUGAACGACCAUCGUCGCCAGCGUAGGAACACGCGCUUCUGGGAGGAGAUUGACAGGGAUCUGGAGUUUAGAAGGAAGCAAACCCCCGCCUACAAGGCUGCGUUUUCCCACCUGGUCCUCCAGAAGGAUCGCCAGCUUUGGAAUGGCACCAACAAGAUCAACGAUGUGCCUGCUGACGCUCAACACUUGCCUUCCGAGACGGAGAUCCUAUCCCAGCUUGAAAGUAUCAAACAAGAAUCUGGCCACACCACCGAACUCGCUCCUAACAGUGCUCGCAACCUGAAUUUGAAACACAAACACAAAAUUCACCGUUUCCCAGCAAAAGCUGUCUAG
Messenger RNA from Puccinia triticina, 1272 nucleotides. RefSeq lists its product as uncharacterized. The record is from RefSeq and is a predicted model, not a curated record. Bases 1 to 1272 code for a protein of 423 amino acids. The transcript has 5 exons. NCBI's taxonomy places the organism in Eukaryota, Fungi, Basidiomycota, Pucciniomycetes, Pucciniales, Pucciniaceae.